AUGGAUUUCCCCACGAGACGCCAUGACUGGAAGAACGUUGUUGUAUGGAUUGACAACCUCGACUUGGAGACACCUAAGAUUGUCGGAGUCUCCAUGUCCAAGUCUGACACGUGGUACAACAAGGAGACUAAAAUAUGGCCUUCCAAUUUUGCAGGGUACGGUAUAGUAGGGACCAGAUUCAACCGCACUACUGUAUACGGCUCCAACACGUCUCCCCGCUUUGACGCGCUACCUUCCUCGAGCUUUCCGUUCUUGAAAUUAGCGGAGUGGGAUGGCGAGUACCAGGAUUUGAUCAUGUGGGAGCAACUCACUGAUGCAGCUCGUGCUGCUUUAAACGACAGUGCCAACUUUGGCAAUGCCGAGGUCCCAUUCAGCGACGAACGCUAUGAAGACCACCUCGAGAAGGCGUGGCCGCUGUAG
This is a messenger RNA of Phytophthora nicotianae INRA-310, 420 nucleotides long. RefSeq lists its product as hypothetical. The record is from RefSeq and is a predicted model, not a curated record. The transcript has a single exon. The coding region runs from base 1 to 420 and encodes 139 amino acids. Lineage: Eukaryota; Oomycota; Peronosporomycetes; Peronosporales; Peronosporaceae.